Cuculus canorus (common cuckoo) is the source of this 2774-nucleotide messenger RNA. It is a transcript of the gene ST3GAL4, whose product is annotated as ST3 beta-galactoside alpha-2,3-sialyltransferase 4. Gene Ontology annotation, molecular function: sialyltransferase activity. The record is from RefSeq and is a predicted model, not a curated record. Lineage: Eukaryota; Metazoa; Chordata; Aves; Cuculiformes; Cuculidae. Gene Ontology annotation, biological process: glycolipid biosynthetic process.
CUUUGGGGUGUUCAGUGUGUGAUGGGGCCAAAGAAUCGAUUUUAGGAGGGUGGGAUUUGGUGAGCGCUGGCACACGGGGUGGAUUCUGCCUAUCCCCUGUGGAUCCAGCCCUGCGCUAAAUCACUCUGACAUGCUGAGAGAUGGUGCAGUUUGCCGACACCGUUUCAGCAAGAUGCUUGGGACUCACUGAGCGCCCAAGCCACCGUGCAGGUGGUUUAUAUUCAUGCUGGGCAAGUUAUUUCUGUAAUCCCCAUGCGGGUGUUAGCGUGUGGCUGGGUGGGUUUGGUCUCCAGGUGCUUAUGUAUGUGCUGUCUGUGUGGAAGGACCCGGUAGAGCUGCAGGGAGAUCUUUGCCAACGGUUUGGGUGCCUGGGGUCACCAUCCCAACAUGGCAUGUGCUCUGCUGGGGUGUCCAGCAGGGGUGGGUUUGGCCAUCCAUGGGUGCUGCUGGUCCCUGUCCUGUAGGUCAGGAGUGGCUGGAGGGCGCUGGGGGCUCCCCGCUGCAUCUGUCUCUUGUGGAGGACCCCUCCCUUGAAGCCAGGGUGACAUCUUCCAUCAGCCUUUCGCUGCUGUCCGGAGGAUGCUGGGAUGCUCCUGGGUUUGCAGAGCUGCUGCCGCUCAAGGACCAUUGUGGGAUGUAGGCUGUGCCGGCGAGGGAUGCUCGGAGGUGGGAUACAGCGUUCCGCUGGGAUGGAUGGUGCAGGGGUGCAUCGUGAUGCAAGGCAGGCUGUUUGAAAGAGGAGGAGGACUCUCCUCCCGACACCACGCCUGUAAGACCGUAACAACAACCCUACGGAGAGAUUUCUCCUUUUCUUUGGAGUUGGUUUGGUUUCCUUUUAUUGCAAAUCAACCUAAACCCCCGAGCCGCAUCCAGCCUGGCUUUUGCUCUCUCCCAGCUUGGGAGGUGAUUUUAACCACGGGAGACUGGUGCCGGUGAUGGAGCGCCGACGGACGGACAGACGGACGGCUGCCGUGCUCCAGGGGAAGAGAGGAUGGCCUCAUAGAUCCCACCAAGCUCCUGCCUGGACCAAGAGGACGGACCGAGCGCGAGGUUUCGAAGGAAGAAAAAAGUCUCCCUGCUUCCCUGGCUGGUGUUUGCGUGUGCAUUAAGCUCGUGGUGUCCCUGCCCCAGGCCAGGAUGGUUGGAUCCAAAGCGUUGGAGGUUCCUCAAGUGCCCAGCGGGAGCCGCGAUGAGAGCUCCGGCCCUCGCCUGAUGCCUCUCCUGCUGAUAAAAAUGCUCAACAAGUCUCGAGGGAAGCUACUCGGGGUGCUGGCGCUGUUUCUGGUGAUGGUUUGGUACUCGAUCUACCGGGAAGACAGGUACAUACAGCUCUUUUAUUUCCCUGUGCAAGAGAACAAAACGAUGUGUCCCCUCGGGGAGGUGGAAAAGAAAGCGCCACAGCUCAUCGGGAACUACACGAGGGACCACCCGCUCUUCUUGCAGCUGAAGGACUAUUUCUGGGUGAAGACGCCGUCGCUCUAUGAGCUGCCUUACGGCACGAAAGGAAGCGAAGAUGCCCUCCUGCGCUUGCUGUCCAUCACCCACUACUCUGUGCCUGAGAACAUCCAGAGUCUGAAGUGCCGGAGGUGUGCGGUGGUGGGCAACGGCCACCGGCUCCGCAACAGCUCCAUGGGGGAGACCAUCAACACGUACGAUGUUGUGAUCAGGUUGAACAACGCCCCAGUCCAUGGUUAUGAGCAGGAUGUGGGCUCCAAGACCACCAUGCGCCUCUUCUACCCGGAGUCAGCCCACUUCAACCCUAGGACGGAGAAUAACCCUGACACAUUGCUGGUGCUGGUACCCUUCAAGCCCAUGGACUUCCAGUGGAUGGAGGCCAUUCUCAACGACAAGAAGAGGGUUCGGAAGGGGUUUUGGAAACAGCCCCCAUUGAUCUGGGAUGCUGACCCAGAGCAAGUGCGCAUCCUCAACCCUUAUUUUAUGGAAGUAACUGCUGCUAAACUACUUAACCUUCCCAUGAAGCAACCACGGAAGGUCAAACAGAAGCCCACUACAGGGCUGCUGGCCAUCACCUUGGCACUACACUUCUGUGACCUGGUGCAUAUCGCGGGCUUUGGCUAUCCUGACUCGGCCAACAAGAAGCAGACCAUUCACUACUACGAACAGAUCACGCUCAAAUCCAUGGCGGCGUCGGAGCACAAUGUCUCGCAUGAGGCGGUGGCCAUCAAGCGGAUGCUGGAGCUGGGUCUCAUCAAGAACCUCACCUACUUCUGAGGGCACUGGAGCUGCGCAGGGACACCGUCCCCAGCCACGGAGCAGGAGACACUGAACUGGCACGGCUGCAGCUGGGCGAGGGCAGAGCAUCCUUGUCACCACCGCCACCUCACGCUGGGACUCUGGGAGCAAACAGGGAUGGGGGGGCUGUGGUGGACUGUGGGUCCUCCAGAAUCUGGGGGCGCAGGGAGCCCCGCGGGGCUGUGCCACGGCAUCACAGCCGGCGCCUUUUCUGACCGACGCACUGGAGCUACCAAGGACCUGCAGGGGAUUUUUGGGAUUGGGAGUCCUCCCUCCCAGCGGGCCUGGGGGGGCAAGGGGUCUGCAGGAGCCCUUGCCUUGGGCUUUCCCUUUCCCUUAACUCCCUCGUAUUUGGACGAGAGCCCUGCUGAGGGGCUGAUCCUGGGGGUCCGGGGACUCCCCCCAAGGGAGCAGGAGCCUUUGGGGGUCUCCUUGCCCUGGGCCCCCUCCCAGUAUUUAAUUCCCCCACUUCCUUUUUUUAAUUCCCUUUUUACUCGGCGGCCCCAUCAUGUGCCUUAGCG